Messenger RNA from Melanotaenia boesemani (Boeseman's rainbowfish), 534 nucleotides. It is a transcript of the gene sprn2, whose product is annotated as shadow of prion protein 2. The coding region runs from base 1 to 534 and encodes 177 amino acids. NCBI's taxonomy places the organism in Eukaryota, Metazoa, Chordata, Actinopteri, Atheriniformes, Melanotaeniidae. The record is from RefSeq and is a predicted model, not a curated record. The transcript has a single exon.
AUGUGGGGCCUGCAAAAACUUCCCAUCACGGUGGUCCUCUGUUUGCUUCUUCUUGCUUCACUGUUGCCCAGCUCUGAGGCUCGCCGUGGUCGUGGAGGAGGAGGCUUUGGCAGAGGAAUGGGAGGAGGUGGCUUCAGCCGGGGAUGGGGCGGUCAGGCCUAUAGACCCGUCCAGAGCAGUGGUCCCAGUGCAGGAAAAAUAGCCGGGGCAGCUGCUGCAGGAGCAGUAGGGGGAGCUAUGCUGGGAUCUGCACUGAGUCGCCCCGGGCACGGGUAUGGAUAUGGUGGAGGUUAUGGUGGAUAUGGUGGAUACGGAGGUUAUGGAGGUUAUGGGGGAUAUGGAGGAUAUGGAGGGGGAUUCGGCCCCUCACGAUAUGGCGGUGGCUAUGGUUCUAGGCCUGCCUAUGAGCCUGAGGGCUCUGGUGAUUUGGAGUACUAUACUGGAGCCUCCAGUGGCCCCAUCUACAACAGCAUCAUUGUUGUCAUUGGAUCCCUAAUGUCCCUGUUCAUUGGCCACUGGGUGGCAGUCAUGUAG